AUGGCUGACCGCAACCACCCCUCCGCCAAGCCCGCCGCCAGGACGGUGCUCAACCUCGGCAACCUUCCUCCUAAGAAGCAAGGCUUCGGUGCUGCUGCUCCGUAUGCCCGCACACCCUCCCGUGUCGACCCCAACAACCCACCUUGGCCCGCGUACCGUGGCUACCACGAGUUCUCCUUCGCUCAUGAAACUAUGGGCAAGCGUCUGCCUACCAUUCUCGGCAAGGCUGUCGACGAUGUCAUCAAGACCCUCAACGAGGAAUAUGAGGAGGAAAAGGUCAUCGACCUCGCCAAGUGUAUCGAACGCAUGCACACGCUCAUGGACGAUCUCCAAAAUAACUCCAAGCUCCGUCCCAUCGUCGACGACGGUGAGGGAGAUAUCCCUCUCUGGAACAAGGAGAUUGCCAGGUUCUUCCGUGGCAAGGACUUCAUGAACGCCCCCUGGCUCUUUGCCGAGGCGUACAAGUACCGACGUCUCCAUGAGUGCUUCAGUAUCUCCAAGUACUGGAAAGACUACGAUGUCUUCUUCCGGCAAAAGUGCGACACCUUCUCUCGUUCGGGUACUGCCGUCUUUGAGCUCUCGACUCGUUUUGCCGAGCCUUUCGCCUACGAGGAGGGUGCCAACGAAGACGAGAAGCUCAAGGCUCGCGAGUUGCUCUUCCACGAGCUCACCCAGGUCUGCUUGUGGGGUAACGCCACCGAUCUGUCGCUCCUUAUCAACAUGACUGAAGAGGACAUCAAGAACCUCCAGUCCACCGGUGGUGAGCAUCUUGCUGCCACGGAGAAGAACAUUCUCGGUAACCAUCUCGACCGUCUCUGGAAGCUCGUUUCCAACAUGAAGGGUGGUCGAAUCGACUUUGUCCUCGACAAUGCCGGUUUCGAGCUUUACUGCGACUGCGUCUACGCUGACUGGCUCAUCCAAUCCGGAAUUGCCAACGAGAUCCGCUUCCACGGCAAGCGUUUCGCAUGGUUCGUCUCGGACGUCACUCGCAAGGACUGGGACUGGCUCCUCAACUCGAUGCUCUACGGUUCCCUCUUCCCCCAAGCCACCGAUGCCGAAGUCCAAUCGCUCAAACAGAUGGGUCUCCGCUGGAAAGAGUACGAGCGUAAAGGACAGUGGAUCUACGAACAACACCCCUUCUGGUGCACAGGUUACACCUUCUGGUCCAUCUCCCAAGAAGCUCCUGAUCUCUUCCUUCAUCUUGCCGACUCGAACUUGGUCAUGUUCAAAGGUGACUUGAACCACCGUAAGCUCACGUACGACUGUCAGGCUCCUAGUGAUACCCCCUUCGACAUGGCGAUUGGUCCGUUGGCUAGCGAGGAUGGUGCACCGCCCGUGGCUUCGCUCAGGACGAUCAAGUCAGAUGUUGUGGUUGGUGUGCCCGGCGACGUAUCGAGCAAGUUGGACAACGAGGAGCCUGGUUGGAGGAUCAGUGGUAAAUAUGCUGUUGUACUGUUGUCCGAUGGGUUGCCUGGCAAGCCUGUUAGCUUUGGUCAGCAGUAA
Messenger RNA from Ustilago hordei, 1503 nucleotides. RefSeq lists its product as uncharacterized. Gene Ontology annotation, cellular component: nucleus; cytoplasm. The coding region runs from base 1 to 1503 and encodes 500 amino acids. Lineage: Eukaryota; Fungi; Basidiomycota; Ustilaginomycetes; Ustilaginales; Ustilaginaceae. Gene Ontology annotation, molecular function: phosphatase activity. The record is from RefSeq and is a predicted model, not a curated record. The transcript has 2 exons. Gene Ontology annotation, biological process: DNA damage response.